AUGAAUCGAGCAGUGCCCAUCGUGGUAGCCUUACUAACCACCUUUUUAGGUUUUGCAGUCAUCAUGAUCAUCAUUACAGUGUUAUUGCCUUUUGGAGUGAUGAAUUCAUUGCCUCCGAACUUUUGCUUUCCGACCAAACAUUUGAUUCAAUUUAAAAAGGGAACACAAUUAAGGUUAUUGAGAAGGAAUCGGGUAGGUCUUGGGCGAUUGGCCAUUCAUCAAAUCCAUGCCUCCAAUGGAUCUGAAGAGUAUUUGGGAGAAACUAAUUACAGGACUUGGGCCAUCCCGAAUACCAUUGAUGUUCGCCCGUCCUCUCAUCAAGGCUCACUCAUUGCUCAGGCCGAUUGGUUCUCGUUUGGAACGGCUUUUCAUGUUCAGGAAUGUGUGGUGGAAGAUGAAACGACCGAGGACAAUCACAGUCCCUCAUCAGAAACGGCAACAACAUUUUCAUCACCAUCACCGUCAUCAGAGGAUUCCUCUUCUUCUUCUUCGUAUCGCUUCAUUCACAGAGGAAGAAUUGAAAAGCCUGCAACAUUUUCCUUGAGGGAAUAUCACAUUUUCAAUAAUGAAAACGGUCGUUUGCCCACGAUCAAAGUCAAGGAAAUGUUUGAGAAUGGACCCUAUGUGCAAAUGGAUGUCUUUCUCAUGGACGAGAAUGCGGAAUAUCCAACCAAGACGUUGGCAUCUCUAAAACGAAAGAGUCCAGAGGAAUGGAUCAUUUUGGUGAAAGAGGACACAGUUCCAUCGUUACUGGAUUUUAGAAAUAUAUUCGUGCUCGUUUCUUUGUUGUCAUUUUCAGAAACCAAAUGA
Messenger RNA from Naegleria fowleri, 810 nucleotides. RefSeq lists its product as uncharacterized. The transcript has a single exon. The coding region runs from base 1 to 810 and encodes 269 amino acids. Lineage: Eukaryota; Heterolobosea; Eutetramitea; Acrasida; Naegleriidae. The record is from RefSeq and is a predicted model, not a curated record.